GCUCUUUCAGCUUCAGGUUAAAUGUUAGAUGUAUGACAUCUGCCAAAAUUUGGUUAAUAUUUAAUAUAUUAAAAACGCUGUAAAAUGAUAUCGUCUUCACUUAGAAAAAUUAUACCUAAAAGAUAUUUUGGACAGGUUAGAUUUACCUCCGACAAAAAGCAAGAAUUACCUAAUAAUCCAUUAAAAGAAAUAUAUAGUGCUAGUUUUCAACCAGAUAAUGGCUCUAUAUAUGACAAGAAACCUUUCAAAAUGUAUCUCGAAGAGGGCAAAAAGUACGGUUGGUGUCUUUGUGGAAAGUCGAAGACUCAACCUAUGUGUGAUGGAACUCAUAAAAACAUAUUUUUGAAAAUUAAAAUUAGGCCUGUACACUUUAAAGUAGAGAAAUCUGGAGACUAUUGGCUGUGUAAUUGUAAACAAACAGGUAAUAGGCCAUUCUGUGAUGGAACUCAUAAAGAAGCCAGAAUUCAAGAAGCUAUUAAGUGAAUGUUGUAUAAAUUAUGUGUACAUAUAUUUCAAUGUAAUUUUUCAUUAUUAGUUUAUAAUAUAGUUAUAAUAAAUAUAGAAGUAU
Messenger RNA from Ctenocephalides felis (cat flea), 568 nucleotides. RefSeq names its product CDGSH iron-sulfur domain-containing protein 3, mitochondrial. Gene Ontology annotation, molecular function: 2 iron, 2 sulfur cluster binding. Bases 85 to 483 code for a protein of 132 amino acids. The record is from RefSeq and is a predicted model, not a curated record. Lineage: Eukaryota; Metazoa; Arthropoda; Insecta; Siphonaptera; Pulicidae. The transcript is spliced from 4 exons. Gene Ontology annotation, cellular component: intracellular membrane-bounded organelle.